Limanda limanda (common dab) is the source of this 972-nucleotide messenger RNA. RefSeq names its product glutathione S-transferase theta 1b (gene gstt1b). The record is from RefSeq and is a predicted model, not a curated record. The coding region runs from base 142 to 861 and encodes 239 amino acids. Gene Ontology annotation, molecular function: glutathione transferase activity. The transcript is spliced from 5 exons. Gene Ontology annotation, biological process: glutathione metabolic process. Gene Ontology annotation, cellular component: cytoplasm. Lineage: Eukaryota; Metazoa; Chordata; Actinopteri; Pleuronectiformes; Pleuronectidae.
UUUUUUACAUGACGUGAACGACGCAUUUUGUCCAGGUUGGCUUGCCAUAGUGUCCUGGGAGCAGUGUCCGAGACUAUCGUGUAGUGGUAUAUCUAGUGUGUCAGACAGACAGUAGAGCAAACAGUGUUGAGAGUCAUUGCCAUGGAGCUGUACCUGGACCUCUAUUCUCAGCCCUGCCGCUCCGUCUACAUAUUCGCCUCAAAGAACAACAUCCCCUUUGAGUUCAAGAAGCUGUCUCUGAUGGAAGGCGAGCAGUAUGGAGAAGAAUUUGGGAAGAUCAACCUAAUAAGAAAAGUCCCUGCUCUGCGAGAUGGAGACUUCUGCCUGGCUGAGAGCAUUGCCAUCCUGCUGUAUCUGGCAGAGAAGUUUAAGACUCCGGAUUUCUGGUACCCAGCUGACCUCCACCAACGCGCUUGCAUCAACGAGUAUCUGUCAUGGCAGCACACAGCUAUCCGUCUGCAUGGAUCCAAGGUGUUCUGGCUCAGGCUUUUGAUUCCCAAGGUUCUGGGCGUGGAUGUCCCGCAGGACAAGUUGGAUUCAGCCUUGGAGGACUUAUAUGGAUCCUUGAAACUCCUGGAGGAAAAGUUUAUCCAGGACAAGCCAUUCAUUGCAGGAGAUAACAUCUCAUUGGCUGAUCUGGUUGCCAUUGUGGAGGUUAUGCAGCCUGUUGGAUCAGGCCUGGAUGUGUUUGAGGGCAGACCCAAACUGAGUGCAUGGCGGGACAGAGUCCAGGCUGCAGUUGGGAAGGAGCUGUUUGAUGACGCCCACCAGUCCCUCCUGGGAGCCCAGGACAGUGUGACAUUGAUGGAUGCCAGCAAGAUGCAGUUCCUCAAGCCCAAGAUCCUCAAAUUGUUCAUGUGAAGAGAACAUUGGUUCAGUCCAAACUAGCUUGGUAAAUGUUGUGGUAACUCAUUACAGUCAGCGUUGAUAAGUUGUAUGAUUCGGGUACCAAUAAAAUACUAUGGGGAACAA